AUGAUACGCACAUCAGGUCCCAGGAGUCGGUUCGCCGUCCUCGCCCUACUCGUCUUCGCUGCGCUCACAUUCCUCUUUCUUGGACCCUACAAAGCACAACUGCCCAGUGCAGCCUCAAUAAUUCACGAUGGCCAACAGCAGAGUCGUUCUAGUGGAGAGAACCAGGCUCUACUCACAGGGCAUGCGAUUGCGCCAAAGCUAGGAAACGCGACGGCCAAGGCAGAACUCGGCCGCGCGGCUUGGAAACUCAUGCACACGACCUUUGCUCGAUUCCCAGAAACACCUACAGACGACGAGAAGGAGGCACUCCGAUCCUAUGUCCAUCUGUUCCAGCGACUGUAUCCAUGCGGAGAGUGCGCCGAGCACUUUGGUCAAGUCCUCAAGAAAUACCCCCCACAGGUAUCGUCGCAAAAGGCAGCAGCGCAGUGGGGCUGCUUUGUACACAACGUCGUCAACAAGAGGCUGAAGAAGCCCGAGUUCGACUGCGACGAGAUAGCGAGUCACUACGACUGUGGCUGCGCGGACGAGGAGAAGGAGCCGAAAGCUGCGUGA
Ascochyta rabiei is the source of this 552-nucleotide messenger RNA. RefSeq names its product Thiol oxidase. Gene Ontology annotation, cellular component: mitochondrion. The transcript is spliced from 2 exons. Lineage: Eukaryota; Fungi; Ascomycota; Dothideomycetes; Pleosporales; Didymellaceae. The record is from RefSeq and is a predicted model, not a curated record. The coding region runs from base 1 to 552 and encodes 183 amino acids. Gene Ontology annotation, molecular function: flavin adenine dinucleotide binding; flavin-dependent sulfhydryl oxidase activity.